AAAACAUGAGCAUUAUAAAACCUAAUUUCCAGAACUGCCCCUACCGAAACACUUCCAAUAAACCUUCGUUUCUUGCUGCCGCGAGCAGCGUCAUCAUACAGAAACACUUCAUGUUCAUAGAUUUCGAUCUAAAUUUCCAUCGUACAAAAGGAACAUUUAUUACCUUAUAUAUUUUGUUCCAGUUUGAAAAUGUUGUUGAAUUAAGCGUGGUCAAUGUACAAAACCCCUCACUCAUGAAACAACAAAAACCAAACUCAAAGCUCACGAAGACUAUGAAGACUAAACUGUGACAACAAGAACCCAAAACAAAACAACAUAAGCAUUUUCACAAACACUUGGUACACAUAACAAAGGAUGCUACCAUUGAAACAUGUAGUAACCAAACACAAACCCAAAUUCAAAUUCAAAUUCAAUUUUCUCUUUUCUUCAUCAUCAUCAUCAUCAUCAUCAACAUCAUCACCAUCAUCAUCACCAUCAUGUACAUCAAUUUAUUCACCAACAACUUCAUUCUCCAUAACCGAAAACGAAAACGACGUCGCUUCAUCUUUCAAAACAUGGUUUCAAACCCGCCACCGUUACGACGACCCUCUCCUCCUUCGGAUCUACCAAAUUCUCAGUUCUGGCGAUGAUUUCUCAUCUUCUCUUUCCUCCCUUUCACUUCCUCUCUCUGAACCCUUCGUCAUCCGUGUCCUCCGUCACGGCGGCGACAACAAUGAUAUACUCUCCUGCCUCAAAUUCUUUGAUUGGGCUGGUCGUCAACCUUGUUUCAACCACACACGCGCUACUUUUAUUGCGAUUUUUCGUAUUCUUACCCGUGGUAAUCUAAUGCCAUUGGUUCUUGAUUUCCUUCAAUUGUUCAGGAAGCGUGGUUUUCAGCAUAGGGUUCGUUUUAAUGAUACCCUUGUUGUUGGUUAUGCAAUUGCUGGUAAACCUGAUGUUGCACUCCAUGUGUUUGGUAAAAUGCGUUUUCAAGGUCUUGACUUGGAUGGUUUUGGUUAUCAUAUUUUACUCAAUGCUCUAGCUGAGGAUAAUUAUUUUAAUGCUUUUAAUACUAUUCUCAAUCAGAUUCGUAUUAGGGGUUAUGCAACGAGUGUUACCGAUUCAAUUGUUGUUAAGUGUAUGUGUAAGCAGGGUAGAUUGGAUGAGGCUGAAGAUUAUCUUAAUGGCUUGUUGGGUAGUGGGAAAGAACUGCAUGGUUCUGAGGUGAGUUUACUUGUUAGUUCGUUGUGUGAUAGGAAUAGGUUUGAUCAUGCUGUUGAGGUGGUUAAGGAGUUUGGGAAAUCGGGGUUGGUUCCUAUGGAACAUGCUUAUGGUGCUUGUGUAAAGGGUCUUGUGAAGGGUGGUAGGUUGGAUGAGGCUUUGGAGUUUUUUAGACAGAAGAGAGAUUCUGGAGGGUAUGUUCCUGGUUUACUUAGGUAUAACAUGUUGAUUUGUAGGCUUUUGAGGGAGAGUCGGCUUCGUGAGGUUUUUGAUUUGUUGGUGGAUAUGAAUGAGUCUUGUAUGACACCUGAUAUGGUUACUAUGAAUUCUGUCUUGUGCUUCUUUUGCAAAGCUGGGAUGGUGGAUGUCGCGCUCCAGUUGUACAAAUCCAGGUCUCAGUUUGGAUUGAAUCCAAAUCAAAUGGCUUAUAAGUAUUUGAUACUUACUCUGUGUUGGGAUGAAAGUGUUAAGGAGGCGUGCGGGGUUCUCAAAAGUUCUAUCAGUAAUGGUUUUUUUCCCGAUAGACAAACCUUUUCCACGCUUGCCAAUGCUUUGUGUAGAGAGCGCAAAGUUGAUGAGAUGAAGGAGCUGAUCCAUUUUGCCUUGAAGCAUGAUUUUACGCCUAGCGCUGUCACGUAUGACAACUUUAUAUCGGCUUUGUGCCGAGCUGGAAGAGUAGAAGAUGGUUAUUUGAUUCACGGGGAGCUUAAUAAUGCAACUGCUAGACUGUCUUACUCUAAGAUGAUUAAUUCUUUUAUUAAGAAAAAGAAGGGAGACAUUGCUGCUCGCCUUCUGGUUGAAAUGAAAGAGAAGAAUCUUCAACUGACGCGAACCUUGUGCAGAGCUGUUAUUUUCAGUUUACUUGAUAUGGAUAAUCCAAUAACACGUGUUUUCAAUUUAUUGGACAUGCUGACUCAUGGUAAACCCGAUACUCAGAUUUUCAACUUUUUCAUCGACGGAGCUGGGCAUGCCCGUAAGACAGAUUUGGCCAGGAAAAUAUAUGAGUUGAUGCUACUGAAUAACAUUGUGCCCACCAUUGUUUCUCAAGCUCUGUUGUUGAAUAGUUAUUUGGGAAGUGAAAGGAUUUCCGAGGCUUUAAAUUUCUUUUAUAGUCUCCGGGACCAGGGUGUGGUAAGUAAAAGAUUAUAUAGUUCUAUGAUUAAUGGUCUCUGCAAGCACAAUAAGGCUGACAUUGCAUGUGAUAAGUCUGACAUUGCACAUGAUAAGGCUGACAUUGCACGUCGUAUCUUGGUUGACAUGUUAAACGCUGGAUUAAAUCCAGGCAUUGAAUGCUAUGAGAAUCUUGUGCAGAAGCUUUGCUCAUUGAAAAGAUAUCCUGAAGCUAUAAAUCUUGUUCAAGUGUAUAUGAAAAUGGGACGUAGAUUAACUUCUUUUCUUGGCAACAUACUUCUUUUUCAUUCUUUGAUAACGCCAAAUGUCUAUCAUACAUGUGUUAAAAUGAGAGGAGAAAAAGAGGGAGAAAGUUCUCCGUUUUCUACACUGACCGUUGUUAUUGGUGUAUUUUCUGAUUGUCUCAAAGUAAAUCAUUCUAUCGAGGAAUUAGUAGCGUUGUGCUUUCCACUUGACAUUUACACCUACAAUCUGCUGCUGAGAAGAACAACCAGUUAUGAUAUGAACCAAGCUUGUGAGUUGUUUAAUAGGAUACGUCAAAGGGGUUAUGAACCUAAUGGUUGGACUUAUGAUAUCAUGGUACAUGGAUUCUCAAAACAUGGGAGAAAUUAUGAGACUAAGCAGUGGCUCGAAGAAAUGCACCAUGAAGGAUUUUAUCCAACAGAGACUACUGGAAGAAAUGUACGAAAAAUUUUAUUCAACGGAGAAUACUAACAUAUUCAUUUAACCAGAAUCAGUUGUUGUGUUAAAGAUUCAGAAGGGUUCAUACAAUUUUGGCUAGAUUGCAUAGUUGCAAGGGAGAAUCAUCAAAGUGUAAUCUACACCCCGAUUGUUGGUACAUUUAAUCUUUAGAGCUUUUGUCAUCUGUUCUGGUCUGUGUUUCUUAAGAGGUAAUAUAAAUCAUAUUUCGCAGUUAUUAUGUUUUCUAUAUAACAUUCUAGACAGUUGUUGAUUUUCAAGGGCAUCCAAUGAUUGUAGUAUUGCAGGCUCAAAUAACAGAUAUUUGCCGGAUUUAUUAUAACUACUGUCUUUUAAGUAGUUUUCUUGUGGCAUCAGUGGUAUCAUAACUAAGUUAUGCACAUCUGAUCUGUGCAUUAAUUUUUGUACCAUCUCUGUUUUCUUGUGGAAUGCUUGAACCUUUGAAAGCUGCGUAUAUUGAAAGGACCUUCUUAAAGGUGGUAAUUUGUUGCCAAGAAGUGCUUACAUGUAUUAAUGGGGCAGCUCCAACUAUGAAUUAAUCUAUAUAUGGCAGAAGACAAAGAUAGUACUUCAUGCAUGAUCUUGAAGAGAAUAUCAUUGCUGCUUUGUAGUGGUUAUUUCCACUAUAUUGAUUUUUUUUGGGAGUAAAUCGGAUAUUCUUUGUGCACAACUGCAAAGACUAAUCUCUCGAGUCUUGUGGACUCAAAUGAGUGGCAAACUCUUGCUAAGAGUUUUAACACUGUUGCAUUCCAAUCCAAGGAUCGAACCCAGAAACUUGAUUACGUUAGAAGAGACUUGCGCCAUCUCAUCAAGGAACCUCAUCAAGUGUUCCUGGAUACUAUCUUCAUUGAUUUAAUACAUGUUAAUGCAUCAUGGUUAUCUUCUAGCGACUAGACAAUGAAAAAUAGUUUUCCACAUAUGUCUUAUCAGAUAUUAUUAAUUAGAUAUUUAUGUAGUUAUUUUAGAGAUUCAGAUUAUGAUAUUUUUAAAUUAUUAUGACAUCUGAUUGAAUGUUUGUGCAAAGUCAUUUUAC
Molecule: messenger RNA, 4063 nt
Organism: Trifolium pratense (red clover)
Lineage: Eukaryota; Viridiplantae; Streptophyta; Magnoliopsida; Fabales; Fabaceae
Product: pentatricopeptide repeat-containing protein At1g71210, mitochondrial-like
Exons: 2
Coding region: 355-3045 (896 amino acids)
Molecular function (GO): protein binding
Source: RefSeq, a predicted model, not a curated record